Brassica napus (rape) is the source of this 1300-nucleotide messenger RNA. RefSeq lists its product as uncharacterized. The transcript has a single exon. Bases 611 to 1093 code for a protein of 160 amino acids. The record is from RefSeq and is a predicted model, not a curated record. NCBI's taxonomy places the organism in Eukaryota, Viridiplantae, Streptophyta, Magnoliopsida, Brassicales, Brassicaceae.
AGCCGGGCAUUUCCAUCCCUACUCCAUUUUUUUCUCUAAAAUGGAGUAAAAGUGAUUAUGGAGUAAAGAAUGCUCCAACCCAACCCCAUAUCUCACUCCAUAAUGAAGUAAAGUUUACUCCAUAAAUGGAGUAAUCUAUUUUUGUUUUGUUCAUCACUCCAUUAUAGAGUGAGAAAUAGAGUAGGAUUGGAGAAAUUUUACUCCAUUUUCACUUUUACUCCAUUUUAGAAGAAAAAAUGGUGUUUUACAUUGGAGAUGCUCUAACUAUGUAAACUUGGCAGCACAGAGUGUAAUAGUAUAUACUUUGGAAAAAGAAAUCAAAUUGUGAACUAACUGUAUAUUCCAAACACACAUUCCACAAUUGAAAAAACUGUAACCAAGAUAUAACAUCUCAUUCAUUUUUGGCCAAAUAUAUAAAAACAAUUAAUGAUAACAACAUUAAAGAAAAGCAGCAUGCUACCUGUAAAAAGUUCCAACAUCAUUAAUCAUCAUCAUCAAACACCACCUCUUUUAACCCAACGGCAACCUAUAAACGCCGGUUAACUCUCGUGCUUUGAACUACACUACCAUCCGGUCACAUUAGUCCAUUUUUAUUCACUCUUAAACAAGUAUGCACGCCCUCACCAACUCCGGUGCGGUGCUACUCGCCGUCUUACUCCUCUUCCUCCUCAUCUUCUUCGCCGAGCUCUCUUACAUCUUCUGUCGUCCAUCGCCUUCUCCGGCAAGUAAAGAGGUUCUGCUCCAGUUCUUCACGUGUUGCAAGAAGAACCAGUCUCGUGUUGAGCCAACCGGAACUGUUUCUAUACGGAUGGAGGAGGAUAAUGGUGUUGCUGCGGCGACGGAGGAGGAGGAGGAUGUAGCGGCGGUGGACAAGUGGCGAGUGUCGAGGCUUCUGUUUACAAUAGAAGAAGAUGAUUUGGAAAUGGAAGAUGAUGAUGAUGAUGACGGUGAACUAGUACGGGUUGAUAUUCCGGUGGAAUGUUCCAGGGAGCCUACUCCGUUCUUGACGCCGUGUGAUUCUCCUCCUUACUUCACUCCUUCGCCGUCUCCGUGUCGGAAUGUGCAUGAUGAUGUCAUUGAUGUUUGUUUAUGACGUCGUCGGUGAUAGCAGAAGGGAUUGUUGUUGUUUCAAUUUUCCAAAGGUCUCAGAUAUUUUUUUUUUUUGUAACCAGUUCAAAUGGUUAAUGUUAGUACUAGGCGUGGGACAGUUUAGUAGUAAUUAUUUACAGCUUUUUUGUCAUAAACUUUGUUAUAUGGUUUGUUACAAACUCAAGCUGAUAAGCAUUUCUGGUGGCACUAU